GAUCCGCAUUUAAUCACAAAUCAGAGAGACAACGCUCUCUUCACUUUCUCAAAUUAGCACCUUUCGGCCUCGACAUACCACCCCCAAUUUCAGCGUCGGUACGGGGCCGGCAGGCCGGGACAGCGACGGAGAGUGAUUCCUCGGCCAUGGAGGCGCUCGGACCCGGCCCCCCCAACACCGCCGCCCUGUUUCAGCCUCCCCGUCGUCCCGGUUUGGGGACCCUGGGAAAACCCAUCCACCUGCUGGCCAACCACUUCCAGGUGCAGGUGCCCAAGAUUGAUGUCUACCACUAUGACAUCGACAUAAAGCCGGAGAAACGCCCCCGCAGAGUCAACAGGGAGGUGGUGGACACCAUGGUCCGGCACUUCAAGAUGCAGAUCUUUGGGGACCGUCAGCCAGGUUAUGAUGGAAAAAGGAGCAUGUACACAGCCAACCCACUGCCAAUCGGGAGGGACAAGGUGGAGCUGGAGGUGACCCUGCCGGGUGAGGGGAAGGACCAGACGUUCAAGGUGUCGCUGCAGUGGGUGGCAGUGGUCAGCCUGCGGAUGCUGCUGGAGGCGCUGUCCGGUCACCUGAGCGAGGUCCCCGAGGACUCCGUGCAGGCCCUGGACGUCAUCACACGCCACCUGCCCUCUAUGAGGUACACUCCAGUGGGUCGUUCCUUCUUCUCCCCCCCAGAGGGAUACUAUCACCCCCUGGGUGGGGGGCGGGAGGUGUGGUUUGGCUUUCACCAGUCUGUGCGUCCCGCCAUGUGGAACAUGAUGCUUAACAUCGAUGUGUCGGCCACAGCGUUUUACCGCGCCCAGCCCGUGAUCGAGUUCAUGUGUGAGGUGCUGGAUGUGGAGAGCAUCACCGAGCAGACUAAGCCCCUCACCGACUCCCAGCGCGUCAAAUUCACCAAGGAGAUCCGCGGUCUGAAGGUUGAGGUCACACACUGCGGACAAAUGAAAAGGAAGUAUCGGGUCUGCAAUGUCACGCGUCGCCCUGCCAGCCACCAGACGUUCCCUCUGCAGCUGGAGAAUGGUCAGGCCAUGGAGUGCUCAGUGGCACAGUAUUUCAAACAGAAGUACAACCUGCAGCUGAAAUACCCCCAUCUGCCCUGUCUGCAAGUGGGCCAGGAGCAGAAACACACCUACCUGCCCCUGGAGGUGUGCAACAUCGUGGCUGGACAGCGUUGUAUUAAAAAGCUGACAGAUAAUCAGACCUCCACCAUGAUCAAAGCCACUGCGCGCUCUGCUCCAGAUAGGCAAGAGGAGAUCAGCCGGCUGGUGAAGAGUAACAGUCUGGUGGGUGGGCCUGACCCGUACCUGAAGGAGUUUGGGAUCGUGGUGCACAGUGACCUCACCGAGCUCACAGGGCGGGUCCUCCCGGCUCCUACGCUGCAGUAUGGAGGGCGGGGCAUCUCUCUGCAGAAUAAAACGGUGGCCACGCCCAACCAGGGGGUGUGGGACAUGCGGGGGAAACAGUUCUACGCCGGCAUCGAGAUCAAAGUGUGGGCCGUCGCCUGCUUCGCCCCGCAGAAACAGUGCAGAGAGGAUCUGCUUAAGAGCUUCACAGACCAGCUGCGGAAGAUCUCCAAGGAUGCAGGGAUGCCCAUCCAGGGCCAGCCGUGCUUCUGUAAAUACGCGCAGGGAGCAGACAGCGUGGAGCCCAUGUUCAAGCACCUCAAGCUGUCCUACGUGGGCCUGCAGCUCAUAGUGGUCAUCCUGCCAGGAAAAACACCUGUUUAUGCGGAGGUGAAGCGAGUGGGGGACACCCUGCUGGGAAUGGCCACUCAGUGUGUCCAGGUGAAGAAUGUGGUGAAGACCUCCCCCCAGACCCUCUCCAACCUCUGCCUGAAGAUCAACGCCAAGCUGGGCGGCAUCAACAACGUGCUGGUGCCCCAUCAGAGGCCCUCGGUGUUUCAGCAGCCUGUGAUUUUCCUGGGGGCGGACGUGACGCACCCCCCAGCGGGUGACGGGAAGAAGCCCUCGAUCGCGGCGGUGGUGGGCAGCAUGGACGGGCAUCCCAGCCGCUACUGCGCCACGGUGCGGGUGCAGACCUCCCGGCAGGACCUGUCCCAGGAGCAGCUCUUCAGCCAGGAGGUGGUGCAGGACCUGACCAGCAUGGUGCGCGAGCUGCUCAUCCAGUUCUACAAGUCCACCCGCUUCAAGCCCACGCGCAUCAUCUACUACCGCGGAGGGGUCUCUGAGGGACAGAUGAAACAGGUGGCAUGGCCAGAGCUGAUGGCAGUGAGGAAGGCCUGUAUCAGUCUGGAGGAGGACUAUAGGCCGGGGAUCACCUACAUCGUGGUGCAGAAGCGUCACCACACCCGCCUCUUCUGCUCCGACAAGGCCGAGAGGGUGGGUAAGAGUGGGAAUGUCCCAGCAGGCACCACUGUGGACAGCACCAUCACACAUCCGUCGGAAUUCGACUUUUAUCUGUGUAGCCAUGCUGGCAUUCAGGGAACCAGUCGGCCGUCACACUAUCACGUGCUGUGGGACGAUAACUGCUUCACUGCGGACGAGCUGCAGCUGCUCACCUACCAGCUGUGCCACACCUACGUGCGCUGCACCCGCUCCGUCUCCAUCCCCGCACCCGCCUACUACGCCCGCCUGGUCGCCUUCCGCGCCCGCUACCACCUGGUGGACAAAGAGCAUGACAGUGCGGAGGGCAGCCACGUCUCUGGGCAGAGCAAUGGGCGUGACCCUCAGGCCCUGGCCAAAGCUGUCCAGAUUCACUACGACACCCAGCACACCAUGUACUUUGCCUGAGAGCAGGCGCUAGGGGGGCGCAUUUUCCUUCCUCUCUCUCUCUCUCUCUCUCUCUCUCUCUCUCUCUCUCUCUCUCUCUCUCUCUCUCUAUCUCUCUCUCUGCUCUGUUACUCUCGGCACCAAAGCGGUUCGGAAGCCAGCGGGUCGGUCCAUUGACCCAAAUCGGACCGCCUCAUCCCAGCCAGCCCAGGCUUCCAGCGUGGGGAGAGCCCGACGCCUGGAGUCCUUUCUGAGGUUUAUUUCGUUGAAUGUCUUUUUUUGUACGAUACACUGAGUGUGACGGCUGUUGCUCUCACAGAUAAACCAGGUCUGUUCUUACCUCAAACCCCACCGGGGUGCAAAGAUUCAUAUUUUACAAUACUUGGAUCAAUUUGGAUGUUAUUUCGUGUUUUAAUGCCAUCCUUUUACAAGCUAACUUGGAUCAAUAUCCAUUUCUCUCCUGCAGCUAAUGCUGAGUGUAUGUGUGUGUGU
This is a messenger RNA of Megalops cyprinoides (Indo-Pacific tarpon), 3224 nucleotides long. RefSeq names its product protein argonaute-4-like. The record is from RefSeq and is a predicted model, not a curated record. The transcript is spliced from 18 exons. Bases 147 to 2753 code for a protein of 868 amino acids. Gene Ontology annotation, molecular function: RNA binding; protein binding. Lineage: Eukaryota; Metazoa; Chordata; Actinopteri; Elopiformes; Megalopidae.